GAAGGCUAUUUAAGGGUCUGUUUGUGAGCACAUGUUGUCACCAAUAAUUUACUGUUUUCAUAAAGGUAAAGACUGAAAUGAAGAGUGAUCUCUCUCUCUCUCUCUAACCCAACACGUGAUCACCACAAUCUCAGUGAUCCACCCUGUCCUCUUUCUCUCUCUAGGAUGCACACCAUGUCGUGCCUGUUCAUGCCCCAUUAAUGGAAUCUCUCUUCAUGGGUUUCUCGUCGUCUUCAAUACUGGACCAACCCCCUCUGAUAUAUCAUCUCUUCUCUCGUCUUUUCCUUGUCACUGGGCCAGCUGUUUCAAAGGCCAUGGAAUCCAUCAAAAAAUAAAGAAAUGGCGGCCUCAAGCUGCCAUUCUAGGGUUUUCUUGGUCCUGAGGAGCGAUGGUGUCCACGAACUUCUAUUUAGGGUUUACUGUCCUGAGAAUUGACCUGAAUAAGAGAUGGUGACUCUCUCGAUGUUUUUUCUGAUUCUGGGAAUUGAUCCGGUUAGGAAUGGUGUUGUUGAGCUCCCGUUCUAGUGUUUACCGGUUCAUAGAAUUAACCGACAAUGUCGCUUUGAGCUUCCAUUCUAGGGUUUGAUUGUACUGAGAAUUGACGCAGAAAAUAAUGGUGUUCUCAAGCUUCCAUUCUAGGGUUUUCUGGUUCUGAGCUUGUGGUUUGGUGAGUAUGGGGGUCUUGGGUGAGGCCUGGUGCUUUUGUUCAGGAGGAGGAAGGUCCGAAAAAAUAAAAGGGACCAUUUUGGGCAGCAAAGGUCCAGCCAUGGCUAGGGUUUGUGGAAAAACUGGUUUCCUCAUUAACAGAGCUCUACUUCUCACUACUCAUGCUAAUCUUCCUUCACCUGCUUCAGCUCAAGGGGUGGAGAUCCAGCUCCAUUGCCGGAGGACUGCGAAGCUUGUUCCUCAAAGGUUCUUCCUCACAAGUUCUGUUCUGGACCUGACUGUAGUGGGCGUCGACCCCAUAGAUUCUGAAACUUCUCAGCAAUCCCAUUUCUUAAGGACCUGCACCCACCCAUGCCUUGACCUAAAUAGUGCAGUCUAUCUCUUGGGGCAUUCUGAAGAGGGAGAACUCACUGUGGGCGAGGGCAAAGUGGUCAUUGCCACUGAUAAUCUCAUCAAGCUCUCGACAGAUGGGAUCGCAUGGGGCCCAGGAUUUGCUGGUUUCGACGCCCAAGGUAAUCUCGCUUUCAUGGUCUGUGACCCCAUGAAGCUUGCCUCUUCUCCCACUACAAAAUCCUCUUCCUCUUCUUCUUCUUCUUCAUGGAAGAAGGAGCUUCCAACCCAAUUUGGAAUACCCAUUCCUGUGAUUUGCCAUUGGUUGAAUCAGCAUUGGGAGGGUAGCUUGGAUGAUCUCAACAAACCCAAGAUGCCUCUGAUAAGAUUGAUGUCGGUGGGGCAAAAGAGUGACCAUUCGAGUGCUUCCUUCACUCUACGUCGUGUCUUUAAAUCCUCAGAUGGGGAUGAGAGAGAAGAAGAGGCCUCUUUCUCUCACAAGAAAACCUUAAAUGGGUCUGGAUCAAGUUCAGCUUCAAUAACUGUUUGCAGAGAGGAACCCAAUUUCCACACAUAUACCCAUGAUCAAGGGAUACCUACUCCCGAGAUAUAUGAAUCUCCUCGGAUGACGUCUCUGUUGAUUAGGAAAGAGAGUUGUACCCAAUUGCCACUUUUAGAUAUAAAUUUCCCUCCAAAGAAUCCACGGUCAAUUGUCUUGCCAUCGACUUUUGGAGAGAGAAAUGCAGUGAGAGAAUCUCACUGGGAUUUAGUUCCGAAUCCCAAUGAGGACAAGCUCGAGGAGCAUGCAUCCAAUGGAGAGGAAGAAGGAACCCAAGAAGCCCCUCUGUCUUAUCACCGCGAUGAAGUCGAGUCUGGCCUUGUCGUUUCCGAUGAGAGAGAUAACGAAUGCUGCAGUGAGGUGGAGUCCAGUUGUUCACGGAUGAUGUGCGGUGAAGAGAGAGAGGGGUUUUUAGGGGAUGGAGAGUGCAGCAGUGAGGUGGAGACCAUGUACUCUGCAGAGACUAGAGAGAGUCGCAACUACGGAAGCCCAGGAGGAGAGAGAGUGGGGCAACAAAAGGUGGUGGGAAGAAGCCAGAGCUGUGUAAGUUACGGGAGGUGGGCUUCUGGGAGGAGAAAAGUAGUUGGGCUUGAGAAACAACAGAGCUUUGUGCAAGGAAGGAAGUUUCCAGCUUCUACUGCAGCAUCUUAUAGGGGAAGAGAUUAUUACAGCCCCACGGUUUCUUCAAUUAUGAAGAAGAGGCCUGGGUUGGAGCAACCGAGUAGGCCGAGGCCUAAUGGGGCGCACCUGUCUCCUCGAUGGAUGCUUUGAUUUGGGGGUUCUCUGGGUCUCUGGUGCAAGUGUUUUUUUGCACUCAUUUUGAAAUUGAGAUCUCCUUACGAUUGAGACCAUUGACAGAGAAAUGAAAGUGAAACUUUUUCAUCCAAUUUCUUCAAAGGUGUAAGGUAAAUUGGAUUCAAGCUUUUGUUAAGUUGCUUACUUAAAGAGUUUAUUAAGAGAGGUCUGAGGAAGAAAUGUUCCUUCAACAAUGUCAUAUACUUAAUUUUGAGUCACCCGUUGUUUUUCAUUGUGAGGGCUGGUUGGACUGGAUCUGGUUUAAAAAGUAAGCCAAAAAUUUACUGGGUUCGCUGUUGGAGCAAAUUUGAAAAGGUUGGACUUUGGGGACUUAUUGGUAUUGCCAUGGGGAUGCAGUUGUGUGCUUGGUCUUCUACCGUUCCUGUCUCCUGAUACAUUUGAGGAUAUUCUGGCCGGCAAGUUGCAAGGAUUUACCAUUGUUUUCUUGGCCUUGUAUGUGCAUUAUUUAUUUAUAAUUGGAAUUUCAUGUAUUAGAACUUCUUUUUGUAUUUCUUUCAUUAAGAAAUUCAAAUUUAUGGGUGGUGCAGGACAAAGUUUUGCAACUA
This is a messenger RNA of Amborella trichopoda, 2916 nucleotides long. RefSeq lists its product as uncharacterized. NCBI's taxonomy places the organism in Eukaryota, Viridiplantae, Streptophyta, Magnoliopsida, Amborellales, Amborellaceae. The record is from RefSeq and is a predicted model, not a curated record.